Nematostella vectensis (starlet sea anemone) is the source of this 4291-nucleotide messenger RNA. RefSeq names its product excitatory amino acid transporter 3. The record is from RefSeq and is a predicted model, not a curated record. Gene Ontology annotation, biological process: L-glutamate transmembrane transport. Gene Ontology annotation, molecular function: L-glutamate transmembrane transporter activity; neutral L-amino acid transmembrane transporter activity; glutamate:sodium symporter activity. The transcript is spliced from 7 exons. NCBI's taxonomy places the organism in Eukaryota, Metazoa, Cnidaria, Anthozoa, Actiniaria, Edwardsiidae. The coding region runs from base 391 to 1980 and encodes 529 amino acids. Gene Ontology annotation, cellular component: plasma membrane.
UUAUUGUACAGAUGUAGCAAAGGUGAACGUGAAAGAAUGUGCUUAAAGGAAAACGAGGAAGUUGAAUAACACAGAUUUGUACGAUGAGAUGUGGAUAUGUCACGCGCUGUCACGCUAGUGAUGUUGUUCUCACAGGCAUGACGCAGUCUUGUGUUUACAAUCAUUGAUGCGCGGACGAGAGAACCGCGUGGCCGCCGCCGGUGAACAUUUGAAUAUAUAUCAUAGCUUUCUACUCUGUUUCUUUGCCCGAGGUUGUAGCAACGCCUUCUCUGGGUAAACCUUGCAUCCAAAAGCUGUUUUAAAAAUUUAAAAAACUAGUUUUCAGAGAGACGAAGUAUAAGUUAAGUUGAGAGCCGGCCACGUAAGUUCAUCUACGACUUUCGAUUAAACAUGACUAAAGGCUUCUAUGGCGGGAAUCGUUGUGGAAGGUGUUGUGGUGGCUUUUGGAAGCGCUGCAAACAGGAUUUGCUUCUAAUCUUAAUCGUAAUUGGAGUAUUUGUUGGCUUUGUCAUUGGUUUUCUAGCAAAUGGACCGGUCAACAGAAUCCAGAGCCCUGAAGAGAAAACGACAACGAUUAUUUUGAUCGGCCUUUUGGGCGAACUUUUUAUGGCGAUGUUGAAAAUGCUUAUUCUUCCAUUGAUCAUGGCAAGCUUGAUCUGUGCCUUAGGAGUUCUGGAUUCUAGUGCUACGGGCAAGAUAGGCCGUAGGACGGUGCUGUAUUAUUUAUGCACUACAUUGAUCGCUGUCCUUCUGGGGAUCGCAAUGGUUUCGAUUAUUCAGCCGGGAAAGGGCGACAAACCUAAGGGUGAACGAAUUGAGCAAAGUGCCGGGCCACGAAGGAACCUGGAUUCUUUCCUGGACCUUAUCAGAUCGCUAUUCCCUAACAACAUCGUCGAGGCCACCUUUAUGCAGAAAACCACCAAAUACAAGUCCGGACCUGGGAAAUACACGUACUAUAAUGUCACGGUGGAUAUGAGUAAGAAUAAAACCUACACUACUCCCAUCUUCAGUAACGGCACCCAUAACAUUACCACCCUACGGAACACCAUCUACGGCCCCUCCGAGACCAUACCUGAUGGGUACUCCCGCACGUGGGGACUCAACGUGCUCGGCAUCGUCAUGUUCUCCAUCGUGUUCGGGAUCGUGCUGGGGCGCAUGGGCGAGCGAGGGGCUCCACUCAAGUCAUUCUUCGAGACUCUGAAUGAGGUCAUCAUGCAGAUGAUUACCAUCGUCAUGUGGCUCUCUCCUAUCGGCAUCUGCAGUCUAAUCGCCAAGAACCUCGUUCAGAUGGGUGACAUUCCCUCGGCGUUCAAGGCCCUCGGGAUGUUUAUCGGGACAUCCCUCGCCGCGCUACUUAUCCACGGGUUGGUGAUUCUACCGCUCGUCUACUUCAUAUGCACUCGCCGUAACCCUUUCAAGUACAUGUUCAAUUUGGUGGAUGCUCUCGUCACAGCCUUCGGGACUGACUCGAGCUCGGCCACCCUGCCGACCACCAUCCGAUGCUGUGAGGAGGAGAACCACGUGGACAAGCGCAUCGUUCGGUUCGUCCUUCCGCUCGGCGCCACUGUCAACAUGGACGGCACGGCCUUGUACGAAGGGGUCUGCUGCUUGUGGAUCGCUCAGAUGAACGGCAUUGAGCUUGGACCGGGCGAGAUCGUCACCACUGUGCUCACGGCGACAGCGGCAGCUAUUGGAGCAGCCGGUAUCCCUUCGGCAGGCCUGGUUACCAUGCUGAUCGUGCUUCAGGCUGUGGGCCUCCCGACAGAUGAUAUUGCCCUUAUUUGGUCCGUCGACUGGUUCAUUGACCGGUUCCGUACCAUGGUGAACAUCACGGGUGAUGCAUACGGCGCAGGCGUGGUCGAGCACUUGUCACGUGACGAUCUGAUGCUGAUGGACCAUGUGGCUCAAGAGAAUGGCCAAACGCUGGAGCUAGCAGAGCGCUACACGCCGCAUGGCACCGACUCCGCGCAUGCCGUGUGAGACAACCAUAGCACAGAAGCCUGGGUACUAGCUCCACAGGGAGACCACAAGGGUGCAUGAAAUUUGAACUCUAUACAGACUGUAGAAUAGCUGUUUUUUUUUUUUCUAGGAAAAUAUCUUAGGGGUUAGUAGGACAGUUUCUCCCUCGCAGCCGCUCUGGACUCGUCACACUAGGCGCGCUUGAGCUCCAAGCGUGACUAGUCCAGAACGGAUGCGAGGAGACUAGUAAGGACAGUUGAAAGUCUCGGAUGAACAUGAUAGUUAAUGGAAGUUUAUAUUUUUAUUAUCGCACGUUUGAAAGCUUAAAAGUAUUAUCAACUACUUUUAUUUUGAAAGUUGCUUUAGAUUUUGGCUGAUGGAAGUUAAUUAACUUUCUAGCAAAUGAGGAAAGGCAGAUAUUUUAUGACUUUUUACUCUCAGUAAGCUACGUUAGUUUUACAGCAAUACUAUAACCAUCGCAGGCUUAUUUAGAGGAAUUUUAUUGUGAAAACGUGUACACAUGUUUCGGCUUGUGAAAAAGCCUUCCCUAUUCAAUGGUGCUGGUGUUGACGAGAAUGCAGUAGUAUUUUAACUUUAUAGUGGAGCAUAUAAGGUGUAUAGUUUCUUAGUUUCAUAUAGGUGUAUAGUUUCUCUUUAUCUGGGCUUUUACUUCUGUCCUACUCAGUCUACUCAGUACUCCGUGUGAACUCAAAAUUUUUAGGUAUCUAUUUAAUUUGGCAUUGUGUAGUUCCAGAAAAUAUCCAUACCCCCUAUUGACGGGGUCGGAGGUAUGACCCCCCACCCCUCUUGAAUUUCCAACCCCCUGGAAAAAAAUAAGCACAGUAACUGUUGAGGAUAAAGGGCAUUUGACCCCCCCCCCCUUCCCUCUGGAAAUUCCUGGGCGUUUGAACCCUCCACCCCCCUGGAAUUUCCAAUCCCCUCAAUGGAGGGGUGGAGGUGUAUGGAUGGUGUAUGGAUAUUUUCUGGAACUACACAUUCACUGCCUACUAUUGUAGUAUAUGCACGGCGUUGCGACAAAGCACUAUUUUACUUGGGCUGCCAUUUAAUAAUUAUUUAAACUAAUAAGACUUUUGUGCGGACUAUUACUCCUUUUAUUUAAUGAAAGAGCCAUUUGCAUGAUGUAGAUACAUAGGGAUGUAGGCGAUUCAAGGCAUAAGUAGUAUAGAUGUAGCCUGGUUACCCAGCUUUAAAGGAGCUCUCUCAGCUGCCAUUUUGUCAUCCAGCAAAUACGAAAAAGAAUCCAUUUCCAUCAGCUAAUUUGUUAGUUAGAAUAACGAUUAUCCGAUUGCAAUUGUUAAAAAACGUAUGGAACUUUUUUUUGUAGAUGGAUAUUUCGAUUUUUUUUUAAAGGAUUUGUUUUUUAAUCGGAUAAAUGCAAUAACAAAGGUGUGGCUGACGAGGGUUCUUUAAACAUGAGGCGGGAUCUGACACACUCGAAAUCUAAUACAAAAAAACGAACAAAAUUUUACCACCCAAAAUGACCCGACCUCGAAUUCUAUGCCCGAAGACCCUCCCCCUGCCAUCCAAGUACUCCCCUGGCUAUAUGCUACUAACUAGUGCGUUGGACCUUCCCCCUGCCAUCCAAGUACUCCCCUGGCCAUAUGCUACUGACUAGUACAUUGGACCUUCCCCCUGCCAUCCAAGUACUUCUCUGGCCAUAUGCUACUAACUGAUAUGUUGGACCUUCCCCCUGACAUCCAAGUACUCCCCUGGCUAUAUGCUACUAACUAGUACGUUGGACCUUCCCCCUGCCAUCCAAGUACUCCCCUGGCCAUAUGCUACUAACUAGUACGUUGGACCUUCCCCCUGCCAUCCAAGUACUCCCCUGGCCAUAUGCUACUAACUAGUACGUUGGACCUUCCCCUGCCAUCCAAGUACUCCCCUGGCCAUAUGCUACUGACUAGUACAUUGGACCUUCCCCCUGCCAUCCAAGUACUCCUCCUGGCUAUAUGCUACUAACUAGUACGUUGGACCUCCCCCUGCCAUCCAAGUACUCCUCCUGGCUAUAUGCUACUGACUAGUACGUUGGACCUUCCCCCUGUCAUAGGGGUACUCCCCUGGCUAUAUGCUACUGACUAAUGCGAUACCAAUGCCUAUGCUAGCGAACUGCAGAUUACUGUCUAGUUGCCUCAAGAGUGUGUUUAAUGCAUUUUCUUCAAAGGGCAUGUCAGGGGCUCCCUCUUCUCGACUCAUUUGACGAGAUAAAUUUCUGGGUUUGGAAGUCAGGGCUUGUUUUGGAAAACUUAUACUACAAUAUUAUGGUGUUGGAAUUCGUGUAUAUUAUCUUGAAGAACUAUUAAAGGGAGUUUUU